Molecule: messenger RNA, 2010 nt
Organism: Papaver somniferum (opium poppy)
Lineage: Eukaryota; Viridiplantae; Streptophyta; Magnoliopsida; Ranunculales; Papaveraceae
Exons: 3
Coding region: 1-2010 (669 amino acids)
Biological process (GO): DNA integration
Molecular function (GO): nucleic acid binding
Source: RefSeq, a predicted model, not a curated record
AUGCUUGUUUCUUGGAUCAUCAACACGUUAGAGCCAUCAAUCAGAUCAAGUUUGGGUGACUAUGAUAAUGCAAACUUGAUGUGGACACACUUGAAGAGAAGAUUCUGUGUUGUAAGCGGAACAAGGAUCUGUCAGCUCAAAGUGUCUCUGAGUGAGUGCAAACAAAAGAAUAAGGAAGGUGUAGAUGUCUACUUUGGAAGAUUAAACAAGAUAUGGGAUGAGUUGGUGAUAUAUGUGAAGGUACCUCAGUGUAAGUGUGGUAAGUGCGCUUGUAAUAUAGCAAGACAGGUUAGUACGUUAAGAGAAGAGGACUUCCUACAUUAUUUUUUGAUUGGAUUAGAUUCUGUGUAUAGCUCACUGCGUGAGCAGUUGUUGGAAAGAGAUCCAUUUCCAUCAAUAGACGUAGCCUACCAGACAAUGGUGAAUUCGGAGCGUCUGAGGAUAGGUGAUGUAGUUGUGUCAACGGAAGUACAAGAGAAUGUGAUGGCUUUCAGGGUUCAGUCUGAUCAGCGUCAGUUCAAUAAUACAUAUGAUCCUGCCAAGUUUUGCAAGCACUGUAGAAGAGAAGGACACUCGGAUGAAGGGUGUUUUCAGAUCAUUGGAUACCCAGAAUGGUGGGGAGACAGACCUAGAGGCGGAAGAAAUGGUAGAGGAGGCAGAACAGGUGGUAGAUGCCGAGCUGGUUUUUCCAAUGGCAGAGGAGGUAGAGGACAAGGAAAUGGCAAUCAGGUUAGAGCACACAAUCUGAAUAUAUCAGAGAAGACGUAUGCAUGUGGUGCGUGCUCAUCAGAUGGCUCAGGUUUGACGGGAGUAACAGCAACACAGCUUCAACAGGUGCUUGAGUUUUUAAAUACAAGAAAAUCCACGUCUCAGCUCCAAGGUAAGAAAACAGUAUGGAUUGUAGACACAUGGGCUACAAACCAUGUCACGUGUAAAAGGGAUGACAUGAUAGAUGUGAGAGAUAUUAAGGCAUGUUCAGUUGGUCUCCCAGAUGGGAAAUAUGCACAGUCUGAGAAAAUAGGAACCGUUAUUCUGCCUGGUGGUUUAAGACUAGACAACGUGCUUUAUGUGCCUCAAAUAACGUGUAACUUAAUUUCAGUCACACAGCUUAUUGAUGAGUUGGAAUGUAGUGUUCAAUUUGAAGUAAUGGCUGUCAGUGGAAAUACGUAUGAGCUGUGGCAUCGACGAAUGGUACAUCCAUCAGACAAAGUGUUACAAAGGUUACCAGAAGUUUCACAGACAUUUCUUAACUUUAUUGCUCUUGUGAAACGUCAAUUUAGUAAAGAAAUCAAAAUUGUUAGAAGUGAUAAUGGAACCGAGUUUAAUGCAUUGCGUGGAUAUUUUAGGACUAAUGGGAUAGUGUUUGAGACAUCAUGUGUUGGUACGCCUCAACAUAAUGGGAGAGUUGAGAGAAAACAUCAACAUAUACUGAAUGUGGCAAGAUCUUUGAGAUUUCAAGCCAAUUUGCCAAUAUAUUUUUGGGGAGAAUGCGCCUUAACUGCUACAUAUUUAAUUAAUCGUACACCUACACCUAUUCUAAACAAUAAAACUCCAUAUGAAAUAUUAUUUGGAAAUCAGCCUCCAUAUAAUCAGUUGAAGGUGUUUGGAUGCUUGUGCUAUGUACAUGAUAAAGGUAGUAACGGAUAUAAGUUUGCGAGUAGAGGAAGAAGAUGUGUAUUUAUUGGCUAUCCUUUUGGUAAGAAGGCAUGGCAAGUGUAUGAUUUAGAUGCAAGAAGGUUUCUAGUGUCAAGAGAUGUGAAGUUUUGUGAAUAUCAGUUUCCGUACAGGACUGAUUUGAAGGGAGAAUUGACUAAGACAGUACAACUGGGGUCAGAUCCAUCGACCGAGAAGGAUCAGUCGGAUUCUGGAGGUUCUGAGACUGCUGUUGAUGAUCCAGCUGAGACCGAGUCCACUGCAGACACUGAGACCGAUAUGCCUAGUGUCUUGACAGGGACUGAGAUCAUCGAUGAUUGUGGAAGUGUUGAUGUUAAUGAAGACGACACACUAUAA